This is a messenger RNA of Ceraceosorus guamensis, 953 nucleotides long. RefSeq lists its product as hypothetical. NCBI's taxonomy places the organism in Eukaryota, Fungi, Basidiomycota, Exobasidiomycetes, Ceraceosorales, Ceraceosoraceae. The coding region runs from base 174 to 794 and encodes 206 amino acids. The transcript has a single exon. The record is from RefSeq and is a predicted model, not a curated record.
GGUCUUGCCCCUCUGCUGGUGCAUCAGGAUCCGAAUUACGCCGCCACCAGCGGCAUCGACUUCUCUUUCGGUCAAGAUCCCCGGCUCUUGCCUCCGUGAAAGGCUCCGGUCGGGGCUUCCCACCUUCGCACCGGAGCUCGACAACAUUUCCUGCCCAGCGCGCCGUGGCUCAGAUGGCUCGUCUCUCAGCUCGGCGUGAUGCGCCACUGUGGAACCUUCGAGCACCUUUUUGCAGCCAUUCCAGUCCAUCCACCUCGCGUCUUCGCAAACCUAGUCAUCCUUGCUAUGCUCACUGCGUCUUUGCUACCUGCGCACGCAAUCUUUCUGUAUACCAUUCCAGGCGUGUCAAUCAUCCUUGCAAAGACCUCUCAAUUCCGGACUUCACUACGUUCGGCAAUAUCUUGGUUGAUGCUUAUUCAUCAAGGCGGACGGUACCAGUUCCGUAUGGGACUACAAUGUGCUUGAACCAUCUCAGCUUUCUGGCCUCGCCUGCGGGCCAGGGCUGCGCAGCUCCUAGAGACAAUGCAUCACACGCCCACAAGUCUGCGACUCGUUCUUGUGUUAACGUCGGGCGUUGCCCCAUUCUUCGUGAGCUGGAUGAAAGCUCACGCCCAACGGACGAAGCCUCGCUUCUUGCCACACGACCGGGCCAUAGUGGGACACGAAUGCCUCUCAGAAAGCCAGUCAGCUUCACUAUCAUCGCGAUGUCCUGCCUUCCAGCGUGCUCGGAGCUUUUGUGGUCCUCAGAUCCAGAACGUUGUCGCCACGGCGUCUGCGCAGAUUUGAAUUUGUGACCCCGCAAUGCGCGAUGUUCGCAAUACUUCAUGACGUGCAAGACGUAAAAGGGUUGCGAGCCUGCAAAGGUGAGCCACAACAUCCUUGCUUCACAUUUGAUCUCAGGUGCAGAAGUCUGCUCCGCGCCUGGCCGAGAUCUUUCCGUGGGUGGGUGGCAA